CUCAGAAGAAAGACCUCACUACGCAGUAAGAUGGCAGUGAAAGUAGGAAUUCUCAAAGAAGUGCUAAAAUUACUGAAAGUUUUACAACACAAUAUAGAUAUUUACACGACGGUCAUUGGGGUUUUUUUCUACCAUCUCAUUUUUGAAAGGGAAUUUACUUGCAGCUGCCAGCCUGAACAUCAGCAGAUUUUUUGCCUCUUGUACCUGUUGCUUCCAUGGGUUCUGAUUGGAUUUCUGCUGCUGUGGAUGGACAAGGGCUUCCACAGAGCCUUCCUCAAAUGUACAAGGGUCACAUGUGGUGCCAGGAGAUCAUCUUCAGGCUGUCUUCCGAAAUGUUGGAAACGCCUCUGCCGCUUACUUCUACGAAAAAAUAAACCAGUGACAGACAAUGUGGCUGCAAGGGCUGAAGGUGGAGGCCAGGAUGUGGGAAACUGUUGCUGUCCUUGUUGUCUUUGCUGCUGCUCGUUCCUAGAAAAGGCCUGCUGUCACCUCACAUUCUGCACAAGUUCGUUACACUUCUUGCGAGCGUUCAGUGUGAGCUCCAUCUGGAUCGUGAUCAUGCUGCUGGAUGGAGACUGGUGGGUCUGCUGCUUGAACGAUGGAUCCGAUGAUCAAAUGCAAAUCGCUUGUAAAGACCAGAAACAAUUAAGACCAAGUGAAGAACUGAUUGUUGCAAAAUUAAAGAAUACAUCAAGGAUCUGUGGCUUGCUGGUGCUUGCAGCAAUAGCAUUCGUGUUAUGCUUUGUUUCCUGCUCCUGUACCAUGUGUUGCUGGCAUAACACAGACACUGCUGAUCUCAUUCUGGAGAAAGAAGACAAUGUGUUUUUGAAAAGUUUGGAACAGUUAGCAAACAUAAAAACAGAGAAAUGUUUUGAUGAAAUUAGCAGAGGGCAAGUACAGAAGUACCUCAACGGUGUGGACAUGAUCCAGUGGGAUGAUGAGACUAUCCCUGUUGAAGUACAACUUAUACAGGGGGAGGAACCUCAACCUGCACAGGGGCAGGUUUUGCAUCCUCAUCCACAGGGGACGGGGCAGGGGGUUGUUUUUCACAGGGUUGACAAUGACGAGCCAGAAGAAAUAGAUCCUUUGAAUAGGCCCCAAAGGGUCGGAUCUACUGGGGUGGGCAGGAAAUAGAACCCGAAACCACAUUUUUGUAUUUGAUAUUAUAUUCAUUUAUAAAUUGGGAACCAAAGAGCAUUUGAUAUAAUAAAAUAAAAUAAAUUUUAUUUUAAAAUUAAAUAAAAAAUAAAUGAAUAAAUAAAUAAAUACAUUUUAAAAAGGUGAUUAUUGUACACAAGGUUGGUUUGGCUAAGAGAACCAACAACAUACCAACAAAGGAGCUAAGGAAAGGAGUCUUAAGGAAAAACAUUCUAACAGUAAUAUUCAGAAAUUGUUUUCUGACAAGCAAAUAAUUAUAUAAUUUAAGGCUCAAUUUAAAAUUUUCUAAAUGAAAAAAAUAAAAUAAAAUAAAAUAAAUAUAUUUUAAAAAAUAAAAAAUGAAGUGCUCCUCUGUGUUUUUGAACUCCAUACACUUUCUCUAGACUCAUUUGGAUCAUUUGAGCCCUGGAAUUACCAAACUCUGGAGGGACAUCAUUGUUUUAGCCUUGUUCACACUGCUUCACUUC
Molecule: messenger RNA, 1625 nt
Organism: Boleophthalmus pectinirostris (great blue-spotted mudskipper)
Lineage: Eukaryota; Metazoa; Chordata; Actinopteri; Gobiiformes; Gobiidae
Exons: 2
Coding region: 31-1134 (367 amino acids)
Source: RefSeq, a predicted model, not a curated record